UCAAUUAUGCAGGGUAGCCGCACGCACUGGGAAGGAAGAUAGCAGCAACAAUAUGGCGACAGCCGCAGUUUCUCCCGAAUCUUUUCGACAUCUGCAGUUCAGUGACUAUACGCUGGAUAUCUGUUAAUGCGGGAAAAAGUCCGGAUGUCCGGGAUGGAACAGAAAUAAAGAACACGUAGCUGCAGGAUGAAAACAUGGCUGCGCCCCUUAUUGCACCCCCAGGACCUGACAGCUUCAAGAAGUUCAAGCCCGAAUCCCUCGCUAACAUCGAGAAGCGCAUCAACGAGGCGAAGAACAAGAAGCCCAAGCCCAAGUCGGACAGCAGUCACCGCGACGAUGAUGAGGACAACAAACCUAAGCCCAACAGUGACCUGGAGGCUGGGAAGAGCGUGCCCUUCAUUUAUGGGGACGUUCCUAAAGGAAUGCUGGCAAUACCACUGGAAGAUUUGGACCCCUACUAUUUGAAUGAGAAAACAUUUAUAGUCCUAAACAAAGGGAAAACAAUCUUCCGCUUUAGUGCCACGCCCUCCUUAUACAUCAUAAGCCCCUUUAAUCUAUUUAGGCGAAUAGCAAUUAAGAUUUUGAUACAUUCUUUAUUCAGUAUGAUCAUUAUGUGCACCAUUUUGACCAACUGUAUAUUCAUGACUUUUAGCGAUCCACCAGAAUGGUCCAAACAAGUAGAGUAUACCUUCACGGGUAUUUACACUUUCGAGUCACUUACGAAGAUUGUUGCCAGGGGCUUCUGUAUAGACGGAUUCACCUUUCUAAGAGAUCCAUGGAACUGGUUGGACUUCAUGGUCAUCUCGAUGGCAUAUAUAACAGAGUUUGUGGACCUUGGGAAUGUCUCGGCGUUAAGAACGUUCAGGGUUCUCCGAGCAUUGAAAACUAUUUCUGUCAUUCCAGGUCUGAAGACCAUCGUCGGAGCUCUUGUCCAGUCGGUGAAAAAACUGUCCGAUGUGAUGAUCCUAACCGUAUUCUGUCUCGGUGUCUUCGCUUUGAUUGGACUUCAGCUCUUCAUGGGAAACUUGCGGCACAAGUGUGUCGUAUGGCCAAUAAACAACACUGAGACCACGUUGGCCAAUGGCAGCCUAGGAUUUGACUGGAACGAAUACAUUAUGAAUGACACCAAUUUUUACUUCAUACCUGGUCAGAUAGAUGCCCUUCUCUGUGGAAAUAGCUCAGACUCAGGACGGUGUCCAGAAGGCUUCACGUGUAUGAAGGCAGGAAGAAACCCAAACUAUGGCUACACCAGCUUUGACAGCUUCGGAUGGGCCUUUCUCACGCUCUUCCGUCUCAUGACCCAGGACUUCUGGGAGAACCUCUACAUGCUGACAUUGAGGGCGGCAGGGAAGACGUACAUGAUCUUCUUCGUGCUGGUGAUCUUCGUGGGUUCUUUCUACCUGGUGAACCUGAUCCUGGCUGUGGUGGCUAUGGCGUACGAGGAGCAGAACCAGGCCACCAUGGAGGAGGCUGAGCAGAAGGAGGCCGAGUUCAAGGCCAUGCUUGAGCAGCUUAAAAAACAGCAGGAAGAUGCACAGGCUGCUGCCAUGGCGACCUCGGCUGGCACGGUGUCGGAGGACCCCGUGGGGGAAGAUGGUGAGGUUCACCUGUCCCGUAGCUCCUCAGAAGUCUCCAAGCUGAGCUCCAAAAGCGCCAAGGAGCGUCGCAACCGCAAGAAGAAGUGGCGUCAGAAGGAGCAGGAGAAGGAGAAGGGUGACAGCGAGAAGGUGGUCAAGUCUGAAUCUGAUGACGGCAGCAAGAGGAGCACCUUCCGUUUCCCAGGCAACCGGCUGGGGAGAAAGACGUCCAUAAACCAGUCUCUCCUCAGCAUCCCAGGCUCGCCCUUCAUGUCACGCCACAACAGCCGCAGCAGCAUCUUCAGCUUCAAGGGCCGCUCCAAGGACGUGGGCUCGGAGAACGAGUUUGCCGACGACGAGCACAGCACGGUGGAGGAGAGCGAGGACCGCCGUGGCUCCCUAUUCAUCCCCUACCGGCGCAACAGCUACAGCGGCAACAGCCAGGGCUCGUCACGCAUCAACCCACUGGUGCCCCACUCUGGAGGGAAGAGGAACAGCACGGUGGACUGCAACGGCGUGGUGUCGCUCAUCGGCCCAGGGCCCGGCGGACGGCUUCUGCCUGAGGUGAAAAUAGAUAAGGCAGCCACUGACGACAGUACCACAGAGGUGGAGGUAAAGAAGAAGCACUCAGGCUCUCUGAUGGUGUCUGUGGACCAGCUCAACUCCUCCUUCAAGGGGAAGGACCGGGCCAACAGUCUUAUGAGCGGGGUCACCAACACUCUGGUGGAGGAGUUGGAGGAGUCUCAGAGGAAGUGCCCUCCAUGCUGGUACAAAUUUGCUAACAUAUUCCUCAUCUGGGAGUGCUUUCCCUUUUGGCUGAAGAUCAAGCACGUUGUCAACCUUAUCGUCAUGGACCCCUUUGUUGACUUGGGCAUCACUAUCUGCAUCGUCCUCAACACUUUGUUCAUGGCCAUGGAGCACUAUCCCAUGACCCCCCACUUUGAGGAAGUGCUGUCUGUGGGCAAUCUGGUAUUCACUGGUAUCUUCGCUGGUGAGAUGUUUGCAAAGCUAGUUGCAAUGGACCCCUACUACUACUUCCAGGAAGGCUGGAACUGCUUUGACGGCUUCAUUGUGACCCUGAGUUUAGUCGAGCUGGGAUUGGCUGACGUAGAGGGACUGUCUGUGCUCAGGUCAUUCCGAUUGUUACGAGUGUUCAAAUUGGCCAAAUCAUGGCCCACCCUCAACAUGCUUAUCAAGAUCAUUGGCAACUCUGUGGGUGCCCUGGGGAACCUGACCCUGGUGCUGGCCAUCAUUGUCUUCAUCUUCGCUGUGGUCGGCAUGCAGCUCUUUGGCAAAAGCUACAAAGACUGUGUGUGUAAGAUCAACAUGGAGUGCGAGCUGCCACGCUGGCACAUGAACGACUUCUUUCACUCUUUUCUCAUUGUGUUUCGUGUAUUAUGCGGUGAAUGGAUCGAGACCAUGUGGGACUGCAUGGAGGUGGCUGGACAGACCAUGUGUCUAAUCGUCUUCCUGAUGGUUAUGGUGAUAGGGAACUUGGUGGUGUUGAACCUGUUCCUUGCUUUGCUACUGAGCUCUUUCAGUGCCGACAAUCUUGCGGCAACAGAUGACGACGGCGAAAUGAACAACCUCCAGAUCGCCGUCAUACGCAUUAAGGCGGGAAUCGCCUGGUUUAAGAUACACUUUGCUGUUUUUGUAGCCACUGUGCUCAAAAAGCCCAUCGAGGACGAACAAAAGCCCUUAGAUGACAUGUACGAUAAAAAAUUAAACUGCAUCGCCAACCACACUGGCGUGGACGGCAACCGCGAACUGGACUACGCCAAGAACGGUAAUGGAACUACCAGCGGCAUCGGUAGCAGCGUGGGCAAGUACAUGAUCGACGAGGACCACAUGUCCUUUAUCCACAAUCCCAACCUGACCGUGUGUGUCCCCAUCGCCGUGGGCGAGUCCGACUUUGAGAACCUCAACACGGAGGACUUCAGCAGCGAGUCGGAUGUGGAAAACAGCAAAGACCUGGAUGACACCAGCUCGUCCGAGGGCAGCACCAUAGACAUCAAGCCUGAUGUGGAGGAGGUAGCGGUGGUGGAGGUGGUGGAAGAGUACCUGGAUCCUGACGCCUGCUGGACAGAUGAAUGCGUGGCUAAAUAUAAGUGCUGUGAUGUGCCUAUCACACACGGCUGGGGGAAACAUUGGUGGUUCCUGAGGAAGACUUGCUAUCUGAUUGUGGAACACAACUGGUUUGAGACUCUCAUCAUCUUCAUGAUCCUGCUUAGUAGUGGCGCUUUGGCCUUUGAGGAUGUGUACAUAGAGCAGAGGAAAACCAUCAAAAUAAUCCUGGAGUAUGCAGACAGAGUAUUCACCUAUAUCUUUAUCCUGGAGAUGUUGCUAAAAUGGGUGGCGUACGGCUUCGUAAAGUACUUCACCAACGCCUGGUGCUGGCUGGACUUCUUCAUUGUGGAUGUAUCUAUAGUCAGCCUUAUAGCUAAUGCAUUGGGCUACUCCGAUCUAGGGCCCAUUAAGUCACUCAGGACACUGAGGGCCUUGAGACCCCUCAGGGCUUUGUCCCGUUUUGAGGGCAUGAGGGUGGUGGUGAAUGCCCUGGUAGGAGCCAUCCCCUCCAUCAUGAACGUACUGCUGGUGUGUCUCAUCUUCUGGCUCAUCUUCAGCAUCAUGGGCGUCAACCUUUUUGCCGGCAAAUAUUAUUAUUGCUAUAAUGAGACGGAGGGGGCUCUGUUCCUCCCGGAUGUGGUCAACAACAAGACCCAAUGCUUUGCGCUUAUUAAUGCUAAUUACACGGAUGUCAGAUGGAAGAAUGUCAAAAUUAACUUUGACAAUGUGGGCGCUGGAUAUUUAGCCCUCCUGCAAGUGGCCACAUUUAAGGGCUGGAUGGACAUUAUGUAUGCAGCAAUAGAUUCUAGAAAGGUGGAGGACCAGCCAAUAUAUGAGGACAACAUCUACAUGUACAUCUACUUUGUUAUCUUCAUCAUUUUUGGCUCUUUCUUCACCCUCAACCUCUUCAUUGGUGUUAUCAUUGACAACUUCAACCAGCAAAAAAAGAAGUUUGGAGGUCAGGAUAUCUUCAUGACAGAGGAACAAAAAAAAUAUUAUAAUGCUAUGAAAAAGCUUGGCUCGAAGAAACCACAGAAACCCAUCCCAAGACCACUGAACAAAGUCCAGGGGAUGAUAUUUGAUUUUGUAACACAGCAAGUUUUUGACAUCUCCAUUAUGAUGCUCAUCUGCCUGAACAUGGUCACCAUGAUGGUGGAGACGGACGACCAGACGGAGGAGACAGAGAACAUCCUCUACUGGGUCAAUUUUGUUUUCAUUGUAGCCUUCACUACAGAGUUUGUGCUCAAGCUCUUUGCUCUACGCCACUACUACUUUACUAUAGGAUGGAACAUCUUCGAUGUUGUCGUGGUAAUCCUCUCUAUCGUCGGGAUGUUCCUGGCUGACAUCAUUGAGAAGUACUUUGUUUCACCAACCCUGUUCAGGGUGAUCCGCUUGGCCCGUAUUGGCCGUAUCCUGCGUCUCAUUAAGGGUGCCAAGGGCAUUAGAACUCUGCUGUUUGCCCUCAUGAUGUCACUUCCUGCCCUCUUCAACAUUGGGCUGUUGCUCUUCCUGGUCAUGUUCAUUUUCUCUAUCUUCGGCAUGUCUAACUUUGGCUACGUCAAGCAUGGGGCUGGGAUCGACGACAUGUACAAUUUUGAAACAUUCGGCAAUAGCAUGAUCUGCCUGUUUAUGAUAACCACGUCAGCUGGCUGGGACGGCCUGCUGCUUCCCAUCCUCAACUACCCCCCGGACUGCAACCCCGCUCUGGAGAACCCAGGAACCCCCAACACGGGCGACUGUGGAAACCCCUCGGUGGGAAUCUUCUUCUUUGUCAUGUACAUCAUCAUCUCCUUCCUCAUUGUGGUCAACAUGUACAUCGCCAUCAUCCUGGAGAACUUCAGUGUGGCCACUGAGGAGAGCGCAGACCCGCUAAGCGAGGACGACUUUGAGACCUUCUACGAAAUCUGGGAGAAAUUUGACCCUGAUGCUUCCCAGUUCAUCAACUUCGCCAAGCUGUCCGACUUUGCAGAUACACUGGAGCACCCACUGCGCUUGCCCAAGCCCAACACUAUAGAACUGAUUGCCAUGGACAUGCCCAUGGUGAGUGGCGACCGAAUCCACUGCCUGGACAUCCUGUUUGCCUUCACCAAGCGUGUGUUGGGCGACAGCGGCGAACUUGACAUGCUGAGGCAGCAGAUGGAGGAGCGCUUUGUAGCGGCCAACCCCUCCAAGGUGUCCUACGAGCCAAUCACCACGACCCUGAGGCGUAAACAGGAAGACGUGUCUGCCAAGAUCAUUCAGCGAGCGUACCGUUCCUACCUGGCCAGGCGGGGCUUCAAAUGCAAGCGCAAACCAGCCAAUAACAAAGUGGAAAAUGGCGAAACGAAUCAGGAAAAGAAGGAAGGCACGCCCUCCACCGCCUCCCUCCCCUCUUAUGACAGUGUUACCAAACCUGACAAGGAGAAGCAGGAUGACAACAACGAGGGCAAGGGAGGGAGGAAAGAGAAGGGCAGAAACCAAAAAGAUGUCAGGGAAUCGAAGUGUUAGAUUAUUGGAAUAAAUAAUAACAGUAAUAACAGUAAUAAUUAUUAAAUGUAACUUCAAGCAAAGCGAGAGGAAACCAUCUAACCCCACACAGAUGUACAGAUAAUUUCAUUUGCAAGUAAGAAAAUAAUACUAUUAAAUACUUUUGUUUACAGACUUCAUACUUGUAUCGAUGCAGAGAGAAGCAGCUCCAACUCUUUCAGCUUGAAGACACUUGAACUUGAUUUAAACCAAACAUAAUCAGCGUACUGUGUGACAUUGAUGCAUCUAGACUACUGAUCUUAACUAAAAGGGAAUGAUUUACAGACAAAAUAUUAAGGAAAUGUCUGUGUCUGCCGGAAGGGCAGAUAGUCCACUUACUGCUGGGAUAUUUGGAUUAGGAACAGAACUCUACAUUUAGAGGCUUGGAUGUGAAACACUGAGGGGAUCCAUGGUGUGGAUGCAAACAAUGGAUUCCCAUGGAAACCAGUGACGUGGGUGAGGAGAGUAAGGCAAUGCUGCUGGAUGCUGAAGAAGCAGUCUGAAGGCUGGUUCUGUGUCAUUCACUUUUGAAAUGAAUGGAAGAAACUAAACAAACAUUAUCACUCUAUGAACAAACAGAAGAAUGGACAAGAGAAAGACAAAAAAAGACCCAGGACAAUGUAAGGGUUUUUUCUUUGGUUUGUUAAUGCUGAAUAUACUUGUAUCUCCACUUAAUUUGAGCGGCAAAAAAGCUAAAAGAAAAAAAAAAAAGAAAAAAGAACAACAUUGAACAUUUGCCCAUGUCACUUAACUCUUCUACUCAUUCUAUCUUUGUUAUACCCACAUCGAAAAGCUUUUUCUACAUGGGCUUUCACACUGAUUGGUUAAGGGUCUGUUUAUUAAGGGGUCAACUUGGGCCAAGGGCUUACAUUUACUCUGACAGAUUUCCAAACAAAUACAUAAAUAAUUGUGCUUGUUCAAUGCAUAGAAAUGACUUGCAUGAUGGCAUGUUUUGAUCAGAAAUCUUGCAUGAAUAAUCAUAGUCCACAAGACACUAUUACUCAGACCACUACAGUGACUUGGCCUGACGUUCCAGACACUGUUGAAAAAUUGAAAGUGAGAAAUAAGUAAUUUGUUUUACAAUGAGAAAUUAUAUGGGGUUAUUAAUCUCGAAUGGACCCUGUCUUUCUCUUUAAUCAACACUUUUCAAACAACAGACAUUUUAUUGUAGCCUCAGUACACAAAAUUAGUCUGGAACUACACACAUUGUUGGUGUUCUCAAAAAUACCAACAUUGUAAUUAAAAGAGGACAAAUCCUCUUUUUUUUUGCUGCUCUGGAGAUUCUGAGUGUGGAAAAUAUGGAUGUUUGUGUGUAUCGUUGGAACUAAACUGAUGGAUGGUUUGAAUAGUGAGAAAAAUACUGUAAAUCUUUAAAAAGCUUUUAUUUUUAGCAUCAUCAGUUAUGUAAUGUACCAUUCUUUCUGCUUUGGUUUCUGCGUUGGACGAGGCGUUGUGAGAGUGAUUUAGUGUGGGCUUGGGUGGCCAGUGGGGAUUAGACAGGUGUGGAAACUACUUUCAGAUGUUUCUCUAUGGGUGAAAGAGUCCUAUCAGGACUAAGAAUGGCUGUGAUUGAACAGGAUUAUUCAUUCUGCUACAACAACAAAUUUUGAAUUUCUUUUCAUAUGGCUAUGCUAUUUGUAAAAAAUAAUUAUCCAUGUGAUGAUUUAUUGUUCAUGUGGUAAUGGCUAAUGAGAUUUAUUUGACCAUGCAUUUUAAUCCCAGGAUAAAAUGAUGUUGAGAGAGUGAUGAUCUUGAGCUAGAGGAUGUUUUUUGGUGUGAGUAAGUGAGCUGGGAGAGAGAACACGUGAGAGGCAGAGAGAGAGAAACAUAAAUGGGUGUACUGGUGAUGGUGAAUCACAAUGUGGAGAAGCCAAAGAGACCUGCCUCGUGAUCCCAGCUGUCGCCCCCAUCCCAUGAAUGGGAGAGGACGUAGAGUGCCCCACCCAUUCCGUUUUUUUGCUGUCAUUGUUAGGAAAGACCCUAGAAAUGUACUCAAGGCUUGAAAUAUCCACCCCUUUUUCUCAGGAGAUAUUACAGAUGUAUUAUAACAAGCUCUGCAACUAAAUGCAAGUGAAUGUGAUGAGAGUAUUUAUGAACACAUUUUAUUAUUGUGUGAUGUUAUGCCAUGCUGAUGGACAAUGGUCUGGGCUGGCUGCCUAGCUAGGGCAGCUGGCCUGUCAGGGGCCAGUUUAGAGCUUCCUGCUAAUGACGCUUAGAAAUAAUAGGGCUUGAAGCAUCUCAGUGAAACGGCAACAUUUCGCUCGCUUAUAAAGCCAGCGUUUGUAUCGGUAGCGGAUUAUAUUUGUGGUUUGUGACGUUAUGGAAUUGGGUCUGGUCUCGAUGAAAUACGUAAAUAUACAAGAGCAGUAAUAAUGUUCACCCCCAAUAGAAAUCAAUGGUAUAGGAAACACUGAGGAGAUGUAAUGAGCGUGAAUUUGGAUAUGUUGGUUUGAGCGGCACACUAAAUUCAUUCUGAGGCUAUUGUGGUAUGUUCAGGAGCUUAGGCCCCAGAGAUCAUUAUUUGAAACCCACGUGCUCUGAAACCCCUCAUUAGCCAUUCUUCUUCACAAAGCUAAACGCUUAACAAAUACCAAAUAAUCAACAGAGCCAGAGCUUUUGCACUUUGUGUUGUGCAGUGAUGUCACUUCCUGUUAAUGAAUAAAUUCCCUGCCCCUUUUCAAGUUUUAUGGUCUAGUUGCUGCAUGAGAUCUCCAAAAUCAGUGUGGGUGUUAACUUGAACCAAAUAAAACUCUGAAUGAUAAGCAUACAAGCUACUGCCGUCCAUUUUCUCCAAGCCCAUCAAGGAAAUACAUAAAUGUACUAACUGAAAAAACACACUUACAUCCAUUUGAAAAAAUAGAAGAAAAAAAUGUACAGUUCAGGCCAUGUUGUAAACGGCACAAUAUGCUGAAAAGUUAAGAAUGGACUUUUUAAGAGACUAUAAAUAAUGUAAUAUAUCAUUUUAUUUUAACAGCAUGCAUAGUUUUUGUAAAUACAGAAAUACUGAAAAAACUACUGCUAUUAAUCUAAUACUAAAUAUUAAUAACCAUACAUAGAAUGGCUUCCAGCUGACACCCCUUGUCACACUUGUUAGGCUGUGACACAUUUGUUAGAUGGAGUAGAUUUUUGGAGUCACUUUUCACAUAAAAGAGGGGAGUCAAUUAAAAGAAUCUAUAUUAAAGUGCAAAAACUAUAUAUAAAUCAAUACAUAUAUAGAACUAUAUUACAUAUAUAUUAUAUAUAUAUUUCAAUAUAUAUAUAGUAUAUAUCCAUUAGAAAAAUGUCCUCAACUCUCCUUUUUGCUACUAGUAUUGAGGAGAAACCAGUACCACAGACUGUAAUUGCUCACAUUUCUUUUUUUGUGCAAUAUGUUUAGUGAAUGACCAAAACUCUGGCCUGCCCAGGAUCUCUAUGUAUUGGGUACAGGCGUACAAUGCAUGGUGUUGUACUGGCUGCUUGCUGAGGAUCGUGUAGCCUGCAUUGGUGAGAGGAUUGCACUACCAGCACACCCUUUUGUACAUGUGUGAUGAUGUCUUGCCCACAAUUUCCGCCACCUCUUAGUGAAUACCCGUCUAGAAACCU
This is a messenger RNA of Osmerus eperlanus (European smelt), 9731 nucleotides long. RefSeq names its product sodium channel, voltage gated, type VIII, alpha subunit b (gene scn8ab). The record is from RefSeq and is a predicted model, not a curated record. The transcript is spliced from 28 exons. Lineage: Eukaryota; Metazoa; Chordata; Actinopteri; Osmeriformes; Osmeridae. Gene Ontology annotation, molecular function: calcium ion binding; protein binding; voltage-gated sodium channel activity. Gene Ontology annotation, cellular component: plasma membrane; axon; voltage-gated sodium channel complex. Gene Ontology annotation, biological process: sodium ion transmembrane transport; membrane depolarization during action potential; neuronal action potential. Bases 195 to 6131 code for a protein of 1978 amino acids.